Messenger RNA from Dunckerocampus dactyliophorus (ringed pipefish), 3072 nucleotides. It is a transcript of the gene abi2b, whose product is annotated as abl-interactor 2b. The record is from RefSeq and is a predicted model, not a curated record. The transcript is spliced from 12 exons. Gene Ontology annotation, cellular component: lamellipodium. Bases 87 to 1754 code for a protein of 555 amino acids. NCBI's taxonomy places the organism in Eukaryota, Metazoa, Chordata, Actinopteri, Syngnathiformes, Syngnathidae. Gene Ontology annotation, molecular function: SH3 domain binding.
CCUUAGCAGCCGGCGACACCUGCAGUACCGCACGCAACCGCCAGAGUCGCCAGCGAGCACACGCUGCCCAGCUAAAAGAUGUGAAAAUGGCGGAGUUACAAAUGCUUCUGGAGGAGGAAAUUCCAGCGGGACGAAGCGCUCUGCUGGAUAGUUUCACCAAUUUGGAACGAGUCGCCGAGUAUUGCGAGAACAACUAUGUCCAGUCUCCAGACAAGCAGCGAGCGCUGGAGGAGACCAAGAACUACACCACCCAGUCCCUGGCCAGUGUGGCAUACCUGAUCAACACGCUGGCCAACAAUGUCCUGCAGAUGCUGGACAUCCAGGCUUCGCAGCUACGUCGCAUGGAGUCUUCCAUCAACCACAUCUCUCAGACGGUGGACAUUCACAAGGAGAAGGUGGCCAGGCGGGAGAUCGGCAUUCUCACCACCAACAAGAACACAUCGCGCACACACAAGAUCAUCGCCCCCGCCAAUCCAGAGAGGCCCGUGCGCUACAUCCGCAAGCCCAUUGACUACAGCCUGCUGGAUGACAUGGGCCACGGAGUCAAGUGGUUGCAAAGGUUUAAGGCCAGCGCUCAGAGUAUGAAAGCUGGAGGAGGCGGACUCCCUCGCACGAACCCCCCUACACAGAAGCCCCCCAGCCCACCCGUGAGCGGGAAAGGGACCCUUGGGCGGCACUCCCCAUAUAGGACGCUUGAACCAGUGCGUCCUCCUGUCGUCCCUAACGACUACGUCUCGAGUCCGACGCGCAACAUGGCGCAUCCCCUGCAGAGCCCAGCACGCACUGCAUCUGUUAAUCAGAGGAACCGCACGUACAGCAGUGGCAGCAGCGGCGGCAGCCACCCCAGCAGUAGUCGCAGCAGCAGCCGGGAGAACAGUGGCAGCGGCAGCGUGGGAGUGCCAAUUGCUGUGCCAACCCCAGCCCCGCCCACCGCCUUUCCAGCCCCAGCUCCAUCCAACACAACUAAGCAAACGCCCAACACUACCACCACCCCAGGCCCCAUGCCUCCUGUUCUUGAUGGCCCCCACCAGGCCUCUAACCCUCCUAUUGAGAUCCCGCAUGUACCCCCACCCCCUCCCCAACUCCCCACUUCCACAGCCCCCACUGGCACAGGAGCCGCCACUUGUGGCAACCCUGCACAAGGUGCGCCUCAUUUUUCCAGCAUGAACCGCCCGGCGCAGCCGCCUCAGAACGCCCACGUGGGGGGGUCACUGCCUUACCGCCGGCCUUCAUCUGUCACUGGCCAGCCAAACGUGGUCCCCAACCAGAACCAGCUCAACGGGGGACCACACUUUGCCCAGAAUCAAGGCCCACUCGCUCCCCCUCCCCCUUCCAUGCAGAUCACGCCUCAGCUGCCCCUGAUGGGCUUUGUGGCCCGGGUUCAGGAGACCAUCUCGGACGUGCCGCCCCCACCCCCCCUUGCGGACGAGCCGGUGUUUGAGGAGCCGACACCUCCCCCUCCCCCGCCGGAGGACUACGAGGACGAUGAAGACGACGAGGAGUCAGCGGUGGUGGAGUACAGCGACCCGUACGCAGAAGAGGACCCGCCCUGGGCGCCGCGCACCUACCUGGAGAAAGUGGUGGCCAUCUACGACUACACUCGAGACAAAGAAGACGAGCUGUCCUUCCAGGAGGGCGCCAUCAUCUACGUGAUCAAGAAAAACGACGACGGCUGGUUUGAGGGCGUGAUGAACGGCACCACGGGCCUCUUCCCCGGCAAUUACGUGGAGUCCAUCAUGCACUACGCUGACUGAGCACCGCCCCUCGAGGAGCGGAUAGCCGAUGGAGGAGGAAGGGAACGAGGGAAGCCGAGGGAUAAAGGUCAAAGACUUUGAACGGACAGAGCAUGAUCACCUCCGGGAUGGCACGUAGACAAGAAAGCAGACGGCAUCGUCGCCACGUAAACAACCACUACUUUUUCCCGCCAAGUUUGUGUUCUAUUCAAAUGGCUCUUAUUUGAUAACACGAUAACAUAUUUAUUUUGAGGAAGAUUUCCACGUUGCAGCUUUAGUACCGGGGCUGAAGGAGCUGGCGAAAGCAUUCCACCCAACAUUUCCCCUCGGACAAACGGGAAAAGCAACCGUAGCGAUGACACCAUGCGGUGUGUUCACGUGACACACGCUACAUGGAGGCGGGUCAAAGAACGUUUUCCAUUUAAUUUGAUGUUUGCUUCUGGAAGGUCACAUGACCCUUAAAGCUGUUACAUGAAUAAUCUGAACACUGGGUGUCCCUAAAGUCUGGACACACAGGAAAAAACAUAUUACUCUAUUGCAAUACAAUAAUCCCUUCAACUAUCACAGUUUUACAAAAAAUAUAUUCAUAAAUCAUGCUGUUUUGUGGUUGAAUGCAGCCUAUUAGUCCCAAAAUAUCUAUGUUUAGGCAAAUUUUACAUAUAUAUAUUUUUUAAGAAAGGUCACGCAUAAAAAUGGCUAAAUGAAGUUGGGAAGACUCAAUCAAAGACGUCGUGAUGAUGGUCACUAGACGUCAAUAAUGGCACUAAUGUUUGUUGAGACACACAAGCACCAGAGGCGAUUGCCGGAACAACAGGCUUCUUAUUGCAGGUUUGAAUGAGCUCACAAGCACAAUAAAACUCAACUCUGAACCCUCGAUGUCGCUUGCUGUCGGUCCCCCACUCGUCUCCCCCUAGCAGCAGAACACAUUGACAGUAACACGCGAACAUUAGUCUUAUUUGGGUCUUAUAUGUCUUAUUUUCUCUUAUGUCUACCAUAUUGGCUAAUAGGUGCAUAAAGGUGACUAUAGAGGUGUUAUUCCAUAUCUAGAGGGCUCUAAUAAUGUUUAAAAACGUAUUAGAAGGUCAUAAACACGUUUUCUAUGCUCUAACUACAAAAACCCGGAUAAACGAGGGUUUACUGUACAGUGGAUCCUCUGUUUUGUCACUAAUCUCUUCCACAACGUCUGAUGAAAACCAAAACGUUCAGAAAUCGAUUGGAUUUUUCUCCAUAAGAAAUCAUGGACACAGAAUAGUAACAGUUUUGCAUGCACACUUGCAACUUUUUCUUUUGCAGUCCUUAAAAAAAAAAAAAAAGCAGCAGCACAGAUUCCUUUCAGAAA